This is a messenger RNA of Penaeus vannamei (Pacific white shrimp), 573 nucleotides long. The record is from RefSeq and is a predicted model, not a curated record. Lineage: Eukaryota; Metazoa; Arthropoda; Malacostraca; Decapoda; Penaeidae.
AGACGAGGAGGGGUUGCUCGCCCUCGAGAUUUCGAGGACUACCUCAUGAGGCAGGUUGAUCCUCAGAGCAUCAGGCAGUUUCUGAGGAGCCUGACGCACCUCCCCCACCUGGGCGGCACGGUGGAGGAGCACCGGAUGUCGGCACUCAUUUCCGACACGUGGCACCGGCAGGGGAUGGAUGAGGUCCACAUGGUGCCAUACGAGGUGCUUCUGUCCUACCCGAGCAAGGAGGUGCCCAAUCUGGUCCGCCUCGUCGACCAAGAUGGCGCCGCGACCUGGGUGUCCGCGGCCAAGCAGAAGCCUUUAUAUUCCCCCGAAGAAGCGAUUCCCGAUGUCCCUUUCACUUUCAACGGCUAUGCGGCUCCUGGGAAUGUCACGGGCGCCGAGUGGUGUACCGUGAACUACGGCCCGGGCUCAAGACUCUCGAGAAAUUGUCCUGAAGAAGCGAAAUUGACGCUCCGAACGGGAAAAUCGUCCCCCUCGCCUGCGCUAGCGGAAGAAAUCUUCAGCGGCGAAUAUUGUGAGUAUGUGUCUUCUGGGGGUUGGGGGUUGGGUAUAGGUGUGUGGCUAUGA